AUGCAAACUCACGGUUACCUCGUUUCAGAAAUAAUGGCGGCCAUCAUGCGGUCGCAUUUCAUGAACGAAACGACGAACAUAUUCAUCGGCGGUCACAAGUUCUUCAGGCACUCCCGCUCCCUCGUCGGCAACAGAAUCAGAUGGACCUGCGCGAAGAAGCACAAGUUCAAAUGCAAGGCCUCCGCGGUUACCAUCGACGGGAUUGUUGUCAGCACCACUGGGCUCCACUCUCACUCU
This is a messenger RNA of Iphiclides podalirius (scarce swallowtail), 237 nucleotides long. The record is from the annotation of a GenBank genome assembly. NCBI's taxonomy places the organism in Eukaryota, Metazoa, Arthropoda, Insecta, Lepidoptera, Papilionidae.